AUGCAAAGAAUACAUGAUCUGCACCCCCCACAGGUGGUUCGGCCGGAGUUCCUUCACACAGUGGCCCACAAGGACCUGGAGGAGAUAGACGUUGGGGUGGGAAGGCACUUGAAGCAGAGAGACCUGUCGGACGCAAUUGCGUGGAAGGCUGUUCGGGGCCUGCGGCUAAUUGCAGACGUGGUGUUUUACAAAAGAUACAUCCACCGGGCCAUUGUGCUGGAAACUGUGGCUGCGAUUCCAGGCAUGGUGGGUGGGCUGAUUCGGCACCUUAAGUCGCUUCGGAAAAUGGAAGACGACAGCAACAUCCGCGUCCUUUUGGCAGAGGCCGAAAACGAGAGGAUGCAUCUUAUGACGUGGAUGGAGGUGGCCAAGCCUCUUCUUUUGGAAAGGCUUAUUGUAAUGGGCCUGCAGGGAGUGUUUUUCAACGCGUACCUUUUGCUGUAUGUGGUGUCUUCGAAAACAGCACACAGAUUUGUUGGGUAUUUGGAAGAGGAGGCGAUCGUGUCAUACACAGAAAUGGUGAGGGAGAUAAAAGCUGGGAUUAUCCCGAACAUUGAGGCGCCUGAAAUAGCAAAAAAGUACUGGAACCUAAAAGACGACGCCACGCUUCUUGACGUGACUUUGGCUAUCCGGGCAGACGAAGCAAUGCACCGAGACACAAACCACGGAAUAGCAGACGAGAUCGAUGGAAUUGAGUGA
Nematocida major is the source of this 699-nucleotide messenger RNA. RefSeq names its product ubiquinol oxidase. Gene Ontology annotation, cellular component: mitochondrion. Gene Ontology annotation, molecular function: alternative oxidase activity. Gene Ontology annotation, biological process: alternative respiration. The transcript has a single exon. Bases 1 to 699 code for a protein of 232 amino acids. Lineage: Eukaryota; Fungi; Microsporidia. The record is from RefSeq and is a predicted model, not a curated record.